AUGCAUGCCGUAUCAUAUGCAAUGCUGUCAACAGUGCAAGCAAGCAGGCAGCAUCAGCGGCAGCCUAGACAGGAGGAGGACUCCAGUGUCCAGUCUACGCUACGCUCCGCUGUGCGCGCGGCCGGGGAGACGAUGAGCCGCGCAGGCACAACCUACGAGCAAGCCCUCUUGCAGUCGCAGUCUUGCCAGCCAGCAGGGCCACAACUUGUCCGGUUCUGCGUGCAUGAUGGGCCGGAGCCCAUCCUGUCCACCCUCUACCUCCAUCACUACUCUGCAUGGCAUCGUUUUGAAGCUAACUUGACGGUUCCUCCGUCGCGCCCCCAUCUAUCCUAUCCAAGAUCCACCGCAUCUCGAGCUCACCAUGGACCCCUUCUUCGCCGCCGACGAGGGCAGCGCCACGGACGACCUCCAGCGCACCGCCUCCCACCCUUCGACGACACUGAAGACGACACCACCGACGCCGUGGCGGCCGACGGCAGCGCGGGAGGGUACACCUCCUUCGUGGACGCCGGGUACCCCUCCUUCGCCGACGCCGGUCCCGAGGAGGAGGAAGAAGAGGUGGUGGACGAGGAGAUCGCCGCGGACUCCGACGGCGCUGCGGUCCCCGUCCGCUACGUCUCCGGCGGGUACGCCCCCUCGCCCUUCUUCCCCGACUCGGACUUCGGGGGCGGGGACGACGACGGCCCCGUCCUACCGCCGCUCGCCGAGAUGGGCAGGGAGGAGGGUGCCCUCCUCCGCGAGUGGCGCAGGUGA
This is a messenger RNA of Hordeum vulgare subsp. vulgare (domesticated barley), 753 nucleotides long. RefSeq lists its product as uncharacterized. The transcript is spliced from 4 exons. The record is from RefSeq and is a predicted model, not a curated record. NCBI's taxonomy places the organism in Eukaryota, Viridiplantae, Streptophyta, Magnoliopsida, Poales, Poaceae. Bases 1 to 753 code for a protein of 250 amino acids.